AUGGGUGCUAGUGUCAGUAAUUUAGCAGAUCUUGCUACUAAUCCAUACUUGAUAAAACUCGUUGGUCAAGAAAGUGUUAACUGCAGCAAUGAGUACUGGAAUCGUCUGUUGCCUUUCGACAUACAAACACCACUCACAAAUGAGGCAUCAUUCUAUCUUGAAGCUGCUGUCUCAAGCCUGCAACAACGUUUCUAUCGGAAUGACUUAAGAACGCACAAUUUGGCCACAUUACUUCAGCAAUUUAUUGUCAAAGCUACAAGCGUUUUGGGUAGCAUCAAAAUGGGGCAGGAGAUUAACGCGUCGGAUAUUAAAAUGGCCCGGAAUGCUCUCCUUAUAUUCCGUAUUUUCACGAAAUACAUAUUGGAACAUCGUUCGAGUCAUAGCAUGAAUUUGCACUUUGCCGAUAUCACGUCUAAAGCAUCGAACUCCCCAUCACUUGCAGAAUACACAGUUCAUCUUCUGUUUCUUUUGGUUAUUGAAAUAAUUCCGAGUGAUAUAACAUACGGAUUGCUCUAUGAGUCUCUGUCGUCUUUGCUUAUCCUCCUUUCUGCUCAAGUUUCUGGUUACGGCGGCGAUGAAAUACCUGCUACUUGCAAGUAUUUUACGUCGAAUAAAUGUUUGGCAGACGCCCCAGCCUUCAUUCAUCGACUGGUGCUCAAUGUUGCCGAAAAUUUACCCUGUCCUCCCAAUAUGCUUGCGGAAAAUCACGCCCCAGGAAUGCUGUGGAAUGCUGCUUCAACCAUCGCAAGUGGUCUGAUGACGGUGGUGACACUGGGCUACUCACGCCGCGCAGCCAGCGCAAGGGCAGAGGCCAAAUUGGAGUCAGGCAGUCCAGGAGGUGGUGUGUUGCACCCACUGGCGAAGCAGAGCUGCCAUCUCCUCCUCGUUCUCACCACCCAAUCGACCGGCUUUAUCUCCGCCGCUUCCGCUGCACCCGAUACCGACGGCGAAGACGGUGCUACCUCGCCCCCUAACUCUGCUAGUGCCGCUGUCGCUGCUGCUACCGCCUCCAGAAGCAUCUUCCGGGAUAUUGGCUCAAACCCUUAUCGCGAGGCCCUGUUUGCCCUAACUCCUCUCGGCGAGGUCAACGCUGAGGCAAAGCACAAUGGUGGUCAAGGGAAGGACCUGGAGAAGGGAGGUGGGAACGAAAGGGGGAUCAUACCGCCUCGCAUUCCCUUCGGAAGGUUGUGUGAGACCCUUGCAUCCACCGUCAAUACUGACAGCUCCGUUCUCCUCCUUUACCUUCUCCUGCAUCGCAACGACUUCUUCCGCGCCUUUGUAAUGGAGACUCGGGCAUACGAGAAGUUUACAUUCUCUAUCUGUUCGCUAUUGUACCAAUCGCCGGCGGAGAAUUCGCACCUUGUAUACAUGGCCCUCAUAGUUCUGCUAAUUCUCACAGAGAACGAAAAUUUUGCCAAGGAUGUACACGACAUACCGGUAAAGAAACCACCACCGAAUGUAGAGCGACAGCUGACAGGCGUCUCCCUGGGCAGCCUUCUAGUCUACGUUCUCACUCGAACCAUUCGGCACCACCUCAAUCAGCUGAGGGACAAGUACCUGCACAUAAACAGUCUGGCUGCGUUGGCCAAUCUCUCACCGAAAAUUGCCAACCUCCAUCCCUACGUCAGUCAGGCUCUGGUUGACCUCUUACAGAAGUUGGUGAAACGGCAUAAGCGUCUGGUGAAUGAGAUUCGUACUCUCAACGAUCAGCUGAAGGAGCAAAAAAAUACCACUGGAACCAAGGUGCCCCCAUACCCAGACGUUCGAUUGAACAUGAUGUCGUCGUCUGAUGCUCUGCUUCAAGAUCUCUCGCUGUUGGAGGAGGUGAUUCGCAUGACCCUGGAGAUCUUCAAUUCCAUUCUCACUCACUCCCUCACCGCGAACACCCACCUCAUUUACAACCUUCUCUACCAACGCGAGUACCUUGCGCCCAUUCACAACCAUCCCUCCUUCAGUGAUUUGAUGCAGAACAUCGACACAGUUCUGGGCUUCUUUGCCUCCCGCAUUGAGAAGGACUUGGGUCUGCAUCCCACGGAGACCUCUGCAGUGAUGACAGUCAUCACAAAGUCCAUGGGCGAUUUUGCUCGCACUCACACCCUCAAGGAGUUUCAGGAACUGAAGUUCAAGUACGUGGAGGAGGAAUCGCCGGAUGAGUUUUUCAUCCCCUAUGUGUGGUCCUUGGUUUAUCGACACUCGGGACUGGGGUUUGAGCAGAAGUUACUCCACUCCUUCGGCGGCUACGAAUACUGUGCCAGUGAGGAGGAGGCGGAAGGCGAUGUUGCCACUACUACCACUGCUACUGAGACUACUACUGGUGCCAUUACCAGUAGCGACUUCGGCAAUCCCAAAAUUAAUGAGAGGCAAUCUGACAGUCCAGAAGCUGUGGUCUCGGAACAAUUCGGUCCCCGAGGUGGCAGUCUGUCAAAUAUCCCCAUUAUCCCAUACCAAUUGGCGGGCGUAAUGCCUCGUCAUGUCGACUUGACCGACGAGGAAGACUUAGAUUCUGUUUCCCUUCAGUUUCAAAAAAAGCGGUUUUAUGUGGAUGUAAAGAAGAAUUGGCGGGGUCGUUUCAUGAAGAUUGCAGAGGUCGGUCUGGAUGGAAGGAAGUCGAGGAUAUUGUUAACAAUGACGGCGGCGGAUGAUCUUAAGGACAAAAUUUUGGAUCUCGCGAAUGUUUACACUGAAAUUAUGGCAAGUAAUGCAGAAGGGUCAGUUGAUUCUUCCAGACAUGUUUCCAAAAUUGAUGGGGUUGUCAAAUCCCAUACCCUCAACUACCCCCACCGAAGGUAUUACCUGGAUCUCAAGAAAAACGCCUGGGGCUAUUUCCUUCGUGUAACAAUGCUUUCAACAAGUACUCGGAUAAAGUUGGCCAUUCCUGCAGAAGGGAUGCGUGAAUUGUACAACUCAAUUUGUGGUCUCUUGAAAACCUGGUGGAUUCCUGCGCCAGAUAAAAGCAAAAAAGAAGUAAAUUUGCCGCCUUCUCGAGCCUUUCGUGUUGAUAGUCGCACUCUUUACUUUGAUUCAGUCGUGAACCGACAUGGUGUCUUCCUACGUAUUUCUCAGGUUUGGGCUUCCAGUCGCUCUGCAAUCACCAUUCCUGGUCGAUCGAUAGGCAGAUUUAGGGAGAUUAUCAACGAACUUGCCGACCACAUAUCUGCAGCUACAAUUGAAGACAAGGAAAAUUGCUCAAACAAUGAAUUACAAGAUGGUAAGACUGAUGAAACAGUUUCUUCAAAGAUUUUGGAGGCCUCAGCCCUUGAAACAACCUUCCCGGAGUAA
Echinococcus granulosus is the source of this 3279-nucleotide messenger RNA. Its product is annotated as Dymeclin. The transcript is spliced from 19 exons. Gene Ontology annotation, molecular function: purine-rich negative regulatory element binding; RNA polymerase II transcription regulatory region sequence-specific DNA binding. The coding region runs from base 1 to 3279 and encodes 1092 amino acids. The record is from RefSeq and is a predicted model, not a curated record. Gene Ontology annotation, biological process: Golgi organization. Lineage: Eukaryota; Metazoa; Platyhelminthes; Cestoda; Cyclophyllidea; Taeniidae. Gene Ontology annotation, cellular component: Golgi apparatus.